Lodderomyces beijingensis is the source of this 4473-nucleotide messenger RNA. Lineage: Eukaryota; Fungi; Ascomycota; Pichiomycetes; Serinales; Debaryomycetaceae. The record is from the annotation of a GenBank genome assembly.
AUGUCUGAUGAAUCAGAUUACUACUCAGAUGGUUCUGACGCUCGCGAGUCCUCUUCCUCAAAGGCCAGGGCGUCCCAGAAGAAGCUGCCAUUAACAGACGUGUCCCUCAACACAACAACGACAACAACAACAACGCAAGCAACACCAAAGCCGACCAAUGCCUCUGAGACGUAUCAAAAGCUCUCUCAGCUAGAGCAUAUUUUGAAACGGCCAGACACGUAUAUCGGGUCAAUUGAAAAGACUAGGAUGGAAAUGUGGUGUUUCGAUGCCGAGUCGGAACAAAUGAAGUUUCAAGAAGUCACCAUCGUUCCUGGUUUAUACAAGAUCUUCGACGAGAUAUUGGUUAACGCUGCAGAUAACAAGAUCAGAGACCCGGCAAUGAAAAACUUGCGCGUCAAGAUCGACCCGGAAAACAACAUUAUCCAAGUGAUGAAUGACGGAAGGGGUAUUCCAGUGGAGAUCCAUGAAAAGGAGAAAAUUUACAUUCCCGAGUUGAUCUUUGGCAAUUUGCUUACAUCGUCGAACUAUGACGAUGACCAAAAGAAAGUCACUGGUGGAAGAAACGGGUUUGGUGCAAAACUAUGCAACAUCUUUUCCACCGAGUUUGAAGUUGAAACCGCGGAUUUAAACACGGGCAAAUUGUACAGGCAAACAUGGACUGAUAACAUGACCAAAGUCGUCAAGCCGAAAAUCACGACAUUAAAGACGAAAAAGGAAUACACCAAGAUCACUUUCAAGCCCGACUUGAGCAAAUUCGGCAUGGACAGUUUGGAUGAGGACUUGUUAUCGGUUUUGCGGAGAAGAGUUUAUGACUUGUGCGGCACAGUUAAAAGCUGUAACAUAUAUUUAAACGACAAGAGGCUAUCUGUUUCGAAUUUCAAGAGCUACGUGGAAAUGUACGUCAAGGCCAUUAAGGAAAAAAGCUCGGAACCUGUAGAAGAUGGAGUAGGAGAUGGGCCCAAAAACAACACAACAAUUGUUCACGAGGUGUUUAACGAUCGAUGGGAAGUAGCUUUCGCUGUGAGUGACGGUACUUUUAAUCAAGUCAGUUUUGUCAACUCCAUCGCUACGACAGCAGGAGGUACUCAUGUGAAAUACGUGGCGGACCAGAUCAUUUCGAAAUUGGUGGAAACCUUGUCCAAGAAAGAAAAGGGCAAAAAGAAACUCAUGAUCAAGCCAAACGAAGUUAGAGACAACAUGUUUAUCUUUAUCAACUCGCUUAUUGAAAACCCGGCAUUUACCUCACAAACAAAAGAGCAGCUAACAACAAAGCCGUCGCAGUUUGGAGGCAAGGACAAGUUUGUUGCUUCGGAUAACUUAAUCACCAGAAUAUUAAAGACUGGAAUCGCCGAUAAAAUUCGCGCUAUUGCCAAUGCCAACGAAGACAAGGCGUUGCAAAAGGCCGAUGGAAGCAAGAAACUGCGGAUCAAGAAUCAGGUCAAUUUGGUCGAUGCCAAUAAAGCAGGCACAAAAGACGGGCUCAAAUGCACCUUGAUCCUAACGGAAGGAUUGUCGGCUUUGAAUUUGGCUGUGGCUGGUUUGAGUGUGAUUGGUCGCGACUACUAUGGCUGCUUCCCCUUGAGAGGUAAAUUGUUGAAUGUACGUGAAGCUUCUGCUGACCAAAUAUCUAAAAAUGCAGAAAUAAACGCUUUGAAGCAGAUUAUUGGUUUACAGCACAAGAAGGUUUAUACCCAGGAGAAUAUCAAGUCGUUGAGGUAUGGCCAUAUCAUGAUUAUGACUGAUCAAGAUCAAGAUGGUUCGCAUAUCAAAGGCUUGAUCAUUAAUUUUUUGGAAACCUCAUUUCCCGGGUUAUUGGAUGUCCCCGGAUUCUUGCUCCAAUUCAUCACCCCCAUUGUCAAGGUCACGGUCAAAGGCCGUGGUGCCAAGAAGGUGAUUCCAUUUUAUAGCAUGCCCGAGUUUGAAACCUGGAGAGAAGACGAAGGUGCUCGAUGUCGUUGGACCCACAAGUACUACAAAGGUUUGGGUACUUCGACUCCCAUCGAGGCAAGAGAAUACUUCACCGCUUUGGACAAGCAUUUGAAACGAUUCCAUGCUUUGCAAGGCGAGGAUAGUAGCUGCAUCGAUUUGGCUUUUUCGAAAAAGAAAGCCGACGAUAGAAAAGAUUGGUUGCAGAAUUACAUCCCAGGUGAAACCCUCGAUCCCGAGAUUGCCGAAAUCCCAAUUAGUGACUUUAUCAACAAGGAGUUGAUUCUAUUUUCCAUGAGCGAUAACGUUCGAAGCAUCCCUUCAGUGCUCGAUGGGUUGAAGCCGGGGCAGCGGAAAAUCUUGUAUGGCUGCUUUAAGCGUAACUUGAAAAGUGAAAUCAAGGUUGCACAAUUAGCCGCGUACGUCAGUGAAAACACGGGAUACCACCACGGAGAAGCGUCGUUGAUUCAAACCAUCAUUGGCAUGGCCCAGAAUUUUGUUGGUUCCAACAACAUCCACGUGUUGAAACCCAAUGGUGCUUUCGGUUCUAGAGCCACUGGUGGUAAGGAUGCAGCAGCAGCGAGAUAUAUUUUCACCGAGUUGAACGAUAUCACAAGAACCAUCUUUAACCCCGCUGACGAUCCUCUUUUCAACUAUAUGCAAGAUGAUGAAGAUAACGUUGAGCCACAGUGGUAUUUGCCCGUAGUGCCCAUGCUUUUGGUCAAUGGAACAGAAGGUAUUGGCACCGGGUGGUCCACCAAUAUCCCAUCUUACAACCCCAGAGAUAUCGUUGCCAAUCUCAAGAGACUCAUGAACAACGAGCCGAUGCAAGAGAUGUUGCCAUGGUAUAAAGGCUGGACGGGAGAGAUUGAAAAAAUAGGACCGCAAAAGUAUAAAGUCAGCGGGAGGAUUGAGCAAAUCAACGACAAUACGCUUGAAAUCACGGAGAUCCCAGUUAAAACGUGGACAAACUCGGUCAAGGAGUUUUUGCUCGCGGGUUUUGGAACUGAAAAGACCCCCGCUUGGAUCAAAGACAUGGAAGAGCAGCAUACAACUUCGAUUAGGUUUAUUGUCAAGUUGUCCGACGCGGAAAUGGCCAAGUCCUUGAGCAUGGGAUUACUCGAGCGGUUCAAGUUGGUGCUGACUAUCAAUUUAUCCAACAUGGUUGCAUUCAACAGUCACGGCAGCUUGAAGCGGUAUUCGUCACCGUUGGAGAUCCUUGAAGAAUAUUACUACGUGCGAUUGGAGUUCUAUAUGAAGAGAAAGGAACAUCUUCUUCAGAUCCUCCUGCACAAGUUGAGCAUGAUUAGUGAGCAAGCAAGAUUCAUCAAGAUGAUUAUUGAAAAACAGUUAUCGGUUGCCAACAGGAAAAAGAAGGAGUUGGUUCAGUUGCUUGAACUGCACCUGUUUGUCAAGUUCACCAAAGAUGGCAAACCAGUUGAGCAGCCCGUGUUUGUUGAUGAAGAAGAUAGCGAAGACGAGGAGAUUGAAAAGGCAGGCGAUGUCUCGGCGUUGAAUCUUAAGGAAGUCAAUACCAACCCUGAGGGUGAACAUCGUCCAGAUUCUUUAUUCUCGUCGUACGAGUACUUAUUGGGGAUGUCACUUUGGUCGUUGACUUUUGAAAGAUACCAGAAGUUGCUUCAGGAAAAGGGCAAGAUUCAAGAACAAUUGGAGAUUUUGAUUGGUAAAAGCGAGACUGAUUUAUGGAGAAGUGACCUUGAUGAUUUCAUGGCAGGGUACGAGUUGUUCUUGGAGAAGGAGGAACAAGAGCGUGAGAAUUUAGGCAGUGGGUCCAAGGGAAAUAAGGGCAGUAAGAGAAAGAGAGCCAAAGCUGAACCUAAGCCAGCAGCCAAAAAAGUGAAAAAGGAAGUGGAUUUGGUUGGCGAGACUGCAACUUUGGAAACACCACCACCUACUGCCGCUGCUGUCGCAAAAUCUGUCAAGCCCGUAAUUAAAACCGAAGCACCAGCUGCUAAACCUGUCAAAGCUUCAUCUUUGGAAACAACCACCAAACAACAAGAGACCAAGCCCAAAGAUGGCAUCUUGUCGUUCUUUUCACCUUUGUCCAAGACACCGGUCUCUUCCUCGGCUGCAACUUCUACGAAGAAAAAAUCAGUCUUUGACAUGGUAGAUGACGACGGUGAUCUCAGUAUUGAUUACGAUGAUGAUUUAGUAGAAGUGGCAUCUCAUGGCCCCACGGUGUCUUCAUCCAAGACAUCAAAAGCAUCGUCAUCUUCUUCAUCUUCUUGUGCUUCGUCAUCUUUUUCAUCGAGUGCACCUAAAUCGGCACCUAAAUCCAAAAAGCAAAGCAAAAACUCCAUUCUUGACGAGUUGGAUGAUUUAGAUAUCAUGGGUGAGAAAGCUCCAGUAUUGGAAAGUAGAAGCAGGAGAGGAGCUAGAAGUGCUAGUCCACUGAACGAGACGACUAGACAUCGAAAGACGAAAACUGUCACUAUUUUUGAUAGUGAUGAGGAAGACGAUGACGAUGACAUCAGCGAGACUGCCACUAGAGAUGACGAUGACGACGAUAGCUAUGAGGAGGAAUAA